Messenger RNA from Schistocerca serialis cubense, 2163 nucleotides. Its product is annotated as phospholipid hydroperoxide glutathione peroxidase-like. Bases 134 to 643 code for a protein of 169 amino acids. The record is from RefSeq and is a predicted model, not a curated record. The transcript has 4 exons. Lineage: Eukaryota; Metazoa; Arthropoda; Insecta; Orthoptera; Acrididae. Gene Ontology annotation, biological process: response to oxidative stress. Gene Ontology annotation, molecular function: glutathione peroxidase activity.
GUUGGCUCACGUGAGACGGCAGCGUUUUUAUCUGCCGUCUCGCUGCGUCCAAGCUGUCAGUGGGUAACGCACGCCCGGAGCAGUCGCAUCGAAUAUCAUCAUUUCCAGAUAAGUACCUGAGUGAUCCGUCGAUAUGUCUGGGAAUGCGGACUGGAAAUCAGCCUCCACCAUCUACGACUUCACGGCGAGAGACAUCAAGGGCGAGGAGGUGUCCCUGGAGAAGUACCGAGGACACGUCUGCAUCAUCGUCAAUGUCGCCUCCAAGUGCGGCCUCACUGCCACCAACUACAAAGAAUUGGAGGAUCUGAAGAAGGCCUAUGGGGAGAGUCAGGGCCUGCGCAUCCUGGCGUUCCCCUGCAACCAGUUCAACGGCCAGGAGCCGGGAGACAGCGAGCAGAUAGCCUGCUUCGCCCUCAGGACCAUGGGUGCCACUUUUGACCUCUUCGAGAAGGUUGACGUCAAUGGCGAUGAUGCGCACCCCCUGUGGAAGUUCCUGAAGAAGAAACAACCUGGAACACUGGGCAACGCUAUAAAGUGGAAUUACACCAAGUUCGUCGUGGAUCGGAACGGGAUACCCGUGGAAAGAUUCGCUCCUACCACCGAGCCCAAGAAGAUGGAAUCCACACUGAAAAAAUACUUCUAAGGCGGGAAUCCCGCCUGCACUGCUGAAAAGAAACUUCUUUUUCAUUAUCCAGAACCAGUAUUGUUAUAGUAUUUAAGUAAACGUGUUGCAUUUCAUUUACUAACUUCAUCGUAUUCAGUUUCGUACUGGUUCGUACCCCAGAGGCGUUAUGCCUGUACUCACCCGAAUAAGCAAUGUUUUACCUCUCUUGGCCCUUCGUGUAGUGGAAGGGAAGGAGUUUGUACCUCGCAGUCGUAUGUUAGGCGAAGGUGAGAGGGAGAGAUUCCUUCUUAUCAUGACAGGGGUAUUGGUAGAAAGUACGAAGGUAGAAGGAAGAGCUCUUUCUCGGAAUUAUGGGAUCAGUUUAGCGGGUAUUAGUCAUGUAUGUAUGUAUGUAUAAUGCUUAACAUUUAGUAGAAAAUCAUAGAGAACGGGGGAGGCUUUCAGUUUUUACCAUCUGUUCUACUCAUUGGAGCCAAAAUCUUUGAGAUACAGUUUUCUCCGGGUACCAUCAGAAAAAAUACAGGAUUCGCUAUUCAUAGCACAUAAACGCAAAGCCAGAUGUCUGUGCACGCUCCGUAAUUUGCGUAAGUCCAUAGGCUAAGAUAUGCUUCCUGCUGUAACUCUGCUCGAGUCUCUGAUAUCAUACUGCUGUCCACUAAUAAUCCCCGUAAUCAAUACUGAGUCUGUUUUAAUUUUUUUUUUUAAAUUCAGGGUAGAUCCUUUGCACCCAUUGGCUGAUGCGGGAUUUGGCACCUUAAGCGUGACGUGAAACUUCUAAUGACGUGAUAAGGCCUCGAAAAUUUCUUCGUUGUCCGUCUUGUAAGCAAUUCUCUGUUGCAUACGGCUAGCUAUGCCGGUGGCUGCAUGAGAAUUCCCUUGUCGCAAUGCCUGUUACAAGUUAGCUCCGAUGUAACAAACCACUUCACAUCUGCGAUGAGUAAACGCUACUGGUAACCACAUGAUACUAGCAUAGUUGAGAGAGUCAAUGAAUCGAAAGAUAUUCGCUUGUGUUAAUAUUCUUCGUGGCACACAUUAAUGUAUGGCUAUUUACCUAUAUACGUGAUCAGUUUAUCUAUAGACGAUACAGGACAUUUUGAGCAAUGGACAUAAUAUGUGCAGGAGAACUGUGGUGUUACGAGACUGAAAUAGUCUCUGGCAAAGAAAGACUGAAUGAGUAUGUUAGUUUCCGAAAAUGCUGCAUUGCUAAUGUAUCUUCGUGUGAAAUCUAUUUUAACCAAAUUCUCCAAGCCUCCAACCAAGAACAAAAGAAAUUUAUUAAGAAAGAAAAUCACUAUACGAGAUUCUGAGACGUAGAAAUACUUCAAUGAAUUCGUCUACACAAACAUACGUGUGGCUUGAGUAUAUGACUUUUUAUCGUGACAAAGCUUGCUUAAAGUAUUUCCUACAUACAACUGUUACUUUUAAAUGUGAAGACUUAUAACAUUAAUUAUGUAACAUGACUACUUCAAUAUUACUUGCCAUGUAUGUAAGUUAAAGACUGUGAAAAAUAUUUCAGAAUAAAAUCUUCUAUCAUAGAA